Periophthalmus magnuspinnatus is the source of this 1451-nucleotide messenger RNA. RefSeq lists its product as uncharacterized. NCBI's taxonomy places the organism in Eukaryota, Metazoa, Chordata, Actinopteri, Gobiiformes, Gobiidae. Gene Ontology annotation, cellular component: mitochondrial outer membrane. Bases 135 to 782 code for a protein of 215 amino acids. Gene Ontology annotation, molecular function: protein heterodimerization activity; channel activity; protein homodimerization activity. The transcript is spliced from 6 exons. Gene Ontology annotation, biological process: release of cytochrome c from mitochondria; positive regulation of apoptotic process; intrinsic apoptotic signaling pathway in response to DNA damage. The record is from RefSeq and is a predicted model, not a curated record.
UUCCCAUAUCUCUAGCAAAACUUUUUACAGCAGUCCGUCUUAGCUUUCGAGCUGGUUUGUUCAGUUUAGCCUUCCUCUCAGUCUUCACCAAAAGUCUGUCAGGCUCUAGAACAUUUAAGAGCGUCUCCAGGCCCAUGGCAGACGAGCGCAAAGAAGAAGAGAGGAGGCGCAAAGAAGAAGAAGAAGAGAGGAGGCGCAGAGUCGCUCCGGAACGAGGAGCUGAGGGUGGGGAAGAUGUUGUGGACGACCCGAUUCUGGAGCAGGGGGCGGUCGUCCUCAGAGGGUAUGUGCUGCAGCGCCUUCACACGGAGCACCCUGAACGCCACAUCCCUGCGGAGGACCUCGGGGGGAGGCCUCAUGAACUGGAGGAGCACAACGUCAAACAGGUGGUGGAGCAGCUCAUCAAGAUCGCAGACGACAUAAACCGCAACGUGGAGCUGCAGCGACUCAUCAACCAAGUGGAGUGUGACUGUGUUCAGGACAUCUUCAUGACGGUGGCUCGCAGCAUCUUUGCCGACGGAAUCAACUGGGGCCGGAUCGUUGCUCUGUUUCACUUGGCGUACAAGCUCAUCUACAGGGCUUUAACCACAAAUCACAUUGAGAACAUCAGACUGGUCAUCAGCUGGGUGCUUCAGGUCAUCAAAGACCUUCUGUACUCAUGGAUCGUCCAGCAGGGAGGCUGGGAGGGGGUGAUCCGCGGCUUCACUCGAUGGAGGACAGUCGCCAUCGUAGCGUCCAUUGCUCUAGUGGCGUCUUUGGUGUACUACAGGAAAACCCGCUGAGAGCCUGAACCUCACGACCUCGUCAUCCUGCUUCACUGGACAUGGAUUAGAUUGAAAGACUGCAAAAAACUGCUCAAAAGAUUUAAAACACUGUUUACAUCAGUCUCACACUGUGUUGUGCCUGUUCAGACACUACAGUUUGACCUUUUCACUUCCAGCACAGUUAUCCUCUGCCCCUAAACACUAUUAUUUUUUUUAAUCCACCUGCCUCCACAGAUUUCUGGGACACUUAACCAGACGUUUACAUACACUAUAUAAAAACACACGUACGCUUUUCCUGUUUUAGGUCAAUUAGGAUUCACAAAAUUAUUUCUAUUUGCUAAAAGCCAGAAUAAUGAGAGAAGGGUUUUUUAGACAAUUAUUUGUUCCAUGGCCUUCAGACUGUGUAACUUGGGUCAAAUGUUUGGAUUUCUUUCCACAAACUUCUCACAAUAGUUGCAGGAGUUUUGUCCCAUUCGUCCGGACAGAGCUGGUGUAACUGAGCCCAGUUUGUGUCCGUCUCACUCGCACAGGCCUUUUCAGGUCUGUUCAGACAGAACUGAGAUGUUCAAUAGAACUGAGAUCAGGACUUUGUGAUGGACACUCCAAAACAUUGACUUUGUUAUCCUUAAGUCUCUUUGUUAUCCUUAAGUCUCUUUGUUAUCCUUAAGCCUCUUAGUUAUCCUUAAG